AAGACCAAUCUGCUCCGCCAUAACCUUGACGUCAUGCACAUCGAAAAGAACAUGUUUGAGAACAUUUUCAACACCGUCAUGGAUGUGAAGGGGAAGACAAAGGACAACAUCAAGGCUAGAUUGGAUAUAGCUUUAUACUGUAACCGUAAAAAUAUGGAGUUGGUUUAUGAUGAGUCACGGGUCGCAAAACCAAGAGCAAGCUUCGUGUUAGAGAAAAACGCACAACUGCUAGUCUACAAAUGGCUUAAGAGUCUGCGUUUUCCGGAUGGACAUGCAUCGAACAUAUCAAGGCUGGUUAAUAUAGAGGACUGCAGAUUGUAUGGAAUGAAGAGUCAUGACUGCCACGUGUUUAUGCAAACACUCAUCCCAUUAGCUUUUCGUGAUUUGUUGCCAAAGGGAAUAUGGGAUGCACUCACGGAGAUCAGUCAUUUCUUCAGAGAUAUAUGCUCCAGCAAGUUGAAUGUUGAUCACAUUGAGAGGCUUCAAACGAAUAUCGUUGAGACACUAUGCAAACUUGAGAUGAUAUUCCAUCCAUCAUUUUUUGACUCAAUGGAGCAUCUCCCUAUACAUCUACCGUUCGAGGCAAAAGCUGGAGGACCGGUCCAAUAUAGAUGGAUGUACCCAUUCGAACGGUACUUGUUUAAUCUCAAGAAAAAGGUUAAGAACAAGGCGCAUGUUGAGGCUUCGAUAUGUGAGGCCUAUAUUGUUGAGGAGAUCUCAACAUUUAUCUCGUACUAUUUCGAACCUCAUCUGAGAACGAGAAUCAAUCGCGUUCCACGGCAUGAUGAUGGCGGUGAAGUGCCUUCCAGAGGGAACCUUGGAUUGAUACGAUUAAGAACACCAAAACAAAGUAACUUGAACCAGCUCCGAGAAGCCAAGAACCCGACUUUCCCCUUGGACGAAAGGCCAUGGUCUCAUCAUGAACUUGUGGUGUGGAUAGAGCUCGAGGCGCUUGGUCUUAAUUGGACAUGA
This is a messenger RNA of Populus trichocarpa (black cottonwood), 972 nucleotides long. RefSeq lists its product as uncharacterized. The record is from RefSeq and is a predicted model, not a curated record. The transcript has 3 exons. Lineage: Eukaryota; Viridiplantae; Streptophyta; Magnoliopsida; Malpighiales; Salicaceae. Bases 34 to 972 code for a protein of 312 amino acids.